Molecule: messenger RNA, 3317 nt
Organism: Apis cerana (Asiatic honeybee)
Lineage: Eukaryota; Metazoa; Arthropoda; Insecta; Hymenoptera; Apidae
Product: cysteine-rich venom protein 6
Source: RefSeq, a predicted model, not a curated record
GUGGGGGUAAAAUGGUGGGCACAAAGGAGCCACGGCUUGCCUCCUCCUGCGAUGUGACGUUGCACAGGGAGGGAGAGGGGAGAGGGGGUGAAGAGUGGGGUAAAGGACGAAGGGUGGCAAGGAAGAAGGGUAACUCGAGCACUUCCAAUCGAGUUUCCCGCUGUCAGUGGCUGGUGGUCCCCGUUGACGUGGAACCGGCCUCUCUGCCCGUUUGCCAGCAUCUCAUGAAAACGCUAAAUAGACGCCGGGAAGAAGCAGUAUCGCCGGAUAAUGGCGAAUUCAUCGAUUAAGUUAAAUUGAUACUUGCAACUUCUACGCCGAUACCAAUAUCUCUUUAUUUAGGAUCGAGAUAAUGGAUGUAAAACUAAAAUUUUCAAAUUUCAAGUUUUAUCGUAGCAUAAGAUUUACGAUAAAUAUAUUUGGUUAUGGUAUAUCGCUUGUGUUAAAGAAAAUUAGGGAUUACAAUAUUUCCGAAACGAUAGAAAAUCAAAGCGGGGAAUGAAAAAUUACGGAGAUUGCAUCAACGAAGAAACGUAGAAGCGAAAGAUUAAAAUUUUUACGUGUUUCACGACGUGAUGAAAUGAAAUGGCAUUUUUAAAUCGGUACUUGAAGUAUACUUGAAGAUUGCGUUAUCAGAGAAUUAUCGAGAUUGAAUGAUUGUAGAAAAUUACAAAUGGUAUUCCUAAGCUUUCGUCAAUUUUCAGAGAAAUGAGGUAGAAAGAAAAAUAGAGAAGUAAGGUGGAACGAGGUAAUAAAUUUCAUAAAGGGGGCGUUCGACUGCAGAAACGAAUUAUUAUUCGAGAGGAGGGGUUGAACGUUAUUCGAGGGAGGGAAGGAAACGUAGAAAGUCGAUGCUGAGUGCUCAAUAAUAAAUAGCAUUUUGACUGUCGGAUAUUCGAUUGUCGGGGAGGUCUCGUUGAAUAAAACGUGGAAGAAAGAGGGAUCCACGUAGCGCGACGAGGAGGAAAAUUUUUGAACUCGUUGUCGGUCGAGACAAUGAAAUGGCAUUUAAGGUAAAAGCAAACGCCGAUACGAGAGAAAGAGAGAGAGAGAGAGAGAGAGACCCAGGAUGCUGGAUUGAUCGCUGCGCUGACAAAGUGGAGACCCACGACUCUAAAAUUUCCCAAUCGAAUCAGUCUUCGACCAUCCACCUUUUCACCCCUUUCGAACCGCGCUAAUUGCACAGCCUUGACAAUGCCGUGCACGAUUGAUGGAUCGAUGCGAGAAGAAUCGAAUUGAUCCUCUCGUCGAAAUCGAGAUAGUGAAAAAAAUUCCUUUCAACGCUUAUCUUGCGGAACAAUUUUUUUUUCUUCGAUCAUUUCUUUUUUUCUUUUUAUUCGUUUCUAUUAUUUAUAGGUAUUUGACGUUUCUUUUUGAUUUUAUAAAUAAUUAUAAUUAUACACCUGUAAAUUGACUAUGAUUGGUAUAAUUUAAGAAAAUUGAAAACUUGUAUUUUGUAUAGGAAAACUUGAAUUUCUCGAUUUUUUCGUUUUCUUUUAUUCUUCUAACGAUGUUAAUAAUAUCAAUAAUAUUUUUUUUUACAAUUAUCAAUUAUAAAAAAAAAUAAUGUAAUUAAGAUGUGGAAUUAAUCUUGAUUGAUUCUAUUUAAUCAUAUCAAUAAUGCAAUAAUAGUAGAACAAAAAAUCUUGUAUUCGCUACAAGAAAUUAAAAAGUGUUUAUUCGUCUAUUGAAAUCAGAUAUUAUAAAUAAGGAUAGAAUAAUAAUGGAUAUUAUUCUUAUUUUGGAAAAUAUUAUUUUAUACGAUUGUAUUGUAUAUUGUAAAUAUUUUUCGAUCUUAAAUAUUUAUCUCUUGGAUUACGUAAUUUUAAGAAAAACGACCGUUUUCAGAUAGCGUAACGAUUUUUAACGAGUCUACAAUCUAGACGGAAAGGUCGCGAUCUCUGCCACAAGGCAAGAUUUGUUGAAAUUCGAUUAAUCGUGUUUGACGCUGUUAAAAAUAACGAAUAAUAGGGUUACCUAGAUAAAUAUUAAAUAAUUUACUUGAUAGCUAAACACACAGUAUAAUUUUAUUUCGAUUAUUUUCAAUUUAUAAUAUAAAUAAUGUUAUCUGUUUUAAUGUGAAUAUACAUUUUAAAUGUUCACCGAUCAUAAUAUCAAGAUUAAAACAGGCACGAUAAUGAAACAACAAUAAAUAUAUUUCUUCAAAUCGAAUAAUCAUGAAUUUUUGAAUGAAGGAUAUCACUCAUUCGAAACUCAACUCAUUCUAAUCUUGAAUGUUUCACAAUUAUUUGAUAAUUAAUUUCUCAAUAACAAUUAUUUGACAUAAAUUACUAAAAACAAGAAAAAUGAUGUUAGAGUUUUAGUUUCAUUGGUUAUUUUGAGAAAUGUCGGUUAACAUUCCAUAUCAGAUAGUUAAUCAUUCUUUUAUGUUAAUAUAUCACAACCUCAAGUAAACAAUUCAUGAGUUAUUUUUUUAACUGGUAAAGAUAAACGAACGAAAAUAAAUUUAAAAAUUUGAAAUUAACUUUCUCUUUACAAUUAUUUAUUUACAAUUACAAUUCACAAUUGUUAUUCGAUAUUCGAUAAAUAACGACAUUUAUCUAUCGAUUGCAAGAAUUAUACAAAUCCAAUGCAUUUGUUGACAAUAUUUAAUUCAAUUUCAAUUUUUUUUAACAAUUUUAAAAAAUCUAAAUUCGUUUUACACUUCAAGGUUUUACGUUUUAUCGAUUGUGAUCCUUCAACGAUCAUUCCUUAAAUUUUUUAUAAAAAAAAUCGGAUAAGGCUAACUAUUGAUCAUAUGAGUAAUACUCGUGUUACACUUAAAAUAUUCCUUAAAUAUUGCACGUGUAUUUUAAGUCGAUAUCAUUAGCGCGAUACGAAAUGGACAAGUAAAAAUGAUAAAGUAAUAAUAAAUAAAAGCAACAAUUUUCACAAGGCCGAACAAAUCGAAUAUAAAGACCGGCCGUUUUUCACAAAUUUCAAAAAGUAGUACUUUUAUUAUUUUCGCUCGAAAAUUUUGACAGAAAAUCCUGUUUCAAAAAUGUCCCGUGCCGUACUCUUUGUUCUCCUUGUCGUUGCUUAUAUCUGUAUAAGCAACGUGAACGCUUGUGGACAAAACGAACAAUUUAAAGCAUGCGGAGGUUGCGAUCAAAGGUGUGGAGGUGAAAGAAUCGAAUGUCCCGAGGUAUGUCAACCUAGCUGCGCUUGUAUCAAAGGAUUCGUAAGGAAUGCCGCAAACAAAUGCGUCUCACCUAAGCAUUGUUAAGAUCCUUUGCUACGAAUUAAUUAAAAUAAAUGCUAUUCUUCAAAUAUAGGAGUGUUCGAAAAAAAUAAAAUGUAAUUAUUAAAUGUGUAAA